This is a messenger RNA of Penicillium olsonii, 3243 nucleotides long. NCBI's taxonomy places the organism in Eukaryota, Fungi, Ascomycota, Eurotiomycetes, Eurotiales, Aspergillaceae. The record is from the annotation of a GenBank genome assembly.
AUGAUUGAACAGAAGAUCAAAAUGAACGAGAAGAGUGAGUCCGAAGACUGCGCACUCGGCAGUGUGGCAAUGGAUGACAGGAGGCUGCUUCGCAAAAUCGACUGGCAUUUGCUGCCUAUCAUGUUCUUGACAUAUUUCUUGCAAAUGAUUGACAAGAUUUCCAUCAAUGUAUGUCGGAACGUCAUACGAAUCUACAAUGGCUUGACUACUGACUCUUUGAAGUAUGCAAAUGUGAUGGGCCUCCAGGAUGAUUUGAAAAUGGCAGGAAACGACUUCUCAUGGCUGGCAACGGCAUUCUUUAUUGCAUACGCGGUGGCAGAAAUCCCACAGGGCACCCUUCUACAGCGGUACUCUGUCACCAAAGUCCUCGGCUUCAACAUACUGUGCUGGGGCAUCAUCCUAUGUUGUUCCUCCGCGGCGAAAAACUUCUCCCAUAUGCUUGCGCUGAGAAUCCUGCUGGGUUUGAUGGAAGCUGUGAUAGCUCCUGCUCUCACAAUAUAUACCAGCAUGUGGUACACGCGGGCUGAAUCUACACCACGAUACGGUCUUUGGUAUUGUGGACUGGGAGUCGGACAGAUUGUGGGAGGCUUGAUCUCUUUUGGGGCCCAACAUGCCCCAGCCCACCUUUCAUUCGGUGGAUGGCGAAUCAUGUUCGUUGUGAUUGGGGCCGUAAAUAUUUUAGCUUCACUUCUUGUGCUAUUCAUUCUCCCCGACAACUUGGCGAAUGCCAAAUUCCUAACGGAGGAAGAGAAACAGCGAGUAGCCCAGCGGCUAACGGAAGACCAGUCUGGAGCUGGGUCUAAAGUUUUCAGAUGGCGCUCCGUUCUUGAGGCAUUCGGUGACCUUCAAACUUGGCUGCUGGUUUUACUGACCAUUCUCAUCACCAUUCCAAGUGGCGUUAUCACGACCUUCUCGGCAAUAUUGAUCAAGGGAUUUGGAUACGGCUCCAAAGAGACUGCCUUGCUAAACAUGCCGUCUGGAAUCGUGAGCAUCGUUGCAACGAUGGUCUCUACUUUUGCAAUCUCCAAGGGGUUUUCGCGCUGGGUCGCCAUUGAUCUGCUUUUGAUUCCCACACUGCUGGGCUCCUGCUUGAUGUCUUUCCUUCCAUCCGAAAACCAAGCGGGUUGCUUAGUUGGGAUUUACCUAGUCAACACAACUGUUGCUCCACUGGCAUUGAUCUAUGCCUGGACCGGUGCAAACUUCAAAGGAUACACCAUGAAGGUUUCUGGCGCUGGUAUCGUGUCUGCUGGGUUUAGCAUUGCAAACAUCAUUGGACCCCAAACAUUUCAGGCUAAGGACGCCCCACAAUAUAUACCGGCCAAAAUCACGAUUGUUGCAGUUAAUGCGGCAGCGAUCGUGGUGUCGACUUGCUUACGCAUUGUCUACGGAAGACGUAAUUCCACAGCAGAUCAGCUAGGAAGACCUGCACGUAGUCUGAUUGAAACGCGCCUGGCAGAGAACUCUCAUGACCAGGACGUUCACGAUGAUAUUAACUUCCGUUAUACUUUCCCACCAACUGGCGUGGCGUCAACCUCGGGCUAUUUCCCCGCACUUCGCUAUCAACAUCGGAACGACCCGAUGAUACCGUCGCUUCUUGCUUCUCCAACUCUCGCACCACCACACAAUGAAUACAACAAGUGCCAGAGUCUGUGCACACUGUGCUCGUAUAGCCUCGGUCAUGUCUGCAAACCCCGGUGCCCAGAGAAAUCAAGUGGCUCACCGCGCGGACCGAACGCGGCGCGACGGCCACGUGCAUCGCGGUCCCGCGGCGGCUGUUUACGCUGCAAGUCAAGAAAGAAGAAAUGUGACGAAUCGCAUCCUCGCUGUAGUGACUGUCGUCGCCUAAAUCUCACAUGUCAAUGGCCAGCCAGUGCCACACAGACUGACCCCAUCAUCCUGGAGUUGAGUGAUGCAGCAGACUCCACUUGCUCUCCAGAUAGCCCAGACAAUGCUCCGAUAGACGAUGCCAAUGGGGGCUUAUCUAUGCCCAGCCCCACAUCUUCUUUCGACGCCGAUGAGUUUAUUGCCACGCUGUUCCCACACCCCUUACCUGAGAAAACUGCUCCUAGACUUUUACUGGACCGGCCUUUGGUGAUAGCGAACCCUCAUCUUUGCACAGAAGAGGAUAGGUCGCUGUUUAACCACUAUGUGCAUGUUGUUUCUCGAGCACUUUGCCGCUCUAAUACAGACCAAAACCCCUUUCUGGUCACGCUACUCCCAUUGGCAGCAGCCUCGAAUGCUGUCACAAGCAUAAUCUUGGCUCUGAGUGGAUGCCAUUGGAAGAGGGUCUACCCGGGCAUUUGGGGCUGUGCAUUGAGGCGACAGGGACAAGCAAUCACGAAAGUAAAUGAACUCCUCGGUUGCUCCGAUAAAAGAUCAAUCUUCGAAGCAUGCGUGACUGUGCUUCUAUUAUGUCUGACUGAAUUAUUUGACGGUACGUCCAAGGUCUGGAAGUGGCAUCUCAAAGCCGCAAGUGCCAUACUGAAAUCCGGGGCGUUCCCAUCGAUCGCCUCCAAUGAGUGGGAAUUCUGUAUGAGUCUCUUUCAUUACCUGGACUCCAUGUCGACAAUCUCUCGUUGCAAAGCGCCCUUGUUACCCACCACGGAUGGCCAAAACGACUUGCCGACCCCCCGGCGUCGAAACAGUUUGCCUGAACUCGGGCAAAGUGAUUCAACGGAAGCUAUAUAUGGAAUUCCUCCCGCUCUUCUGGACUUACUCGGCAUGAUCAACGUGCUAGCCAAUCACCGCAGUAGGCGAGUCGAUGAACUAUCCGAGAUCGGAUUUCGGGCGAGCGCCACGCACAUCGAGGAUGAGAUCGAUGAGUGGAGGGCUUCGUAUGAUCGAACCAUAUCUGAAAAAUCUGAUACACAGAGUGCAACUACGGCUUUUGAAUGGGCUAUACGACUUCGGCUUCAUCAGAUUGUCGAGGGAUACGAAGUUCUUCAUGAGUUUGUUGAGAAAGCGGUCGAGACUAUCCUAGAAUGCGUGCAGGACGUUCCUUACGCAAGUAGGCUGGAAGGAUGUCUAUUAUUCCCGCUAGUGAUUGCCGGAUCCAGCAGUCUUGCUAUCGAGCGCCGAAUGGCCGUCAAAGAGCGCCUCAUGGUGAUGGAAAACACCCUUGGAUUUAGCCACAUCCAUCAUGCUCGUCAACUGCUGGAGGCUGUGUGGAAAGCAAACGCUACAUCUGACCUGAAUUGGGCUGCUGUACGGUAUAGCCAUUUCCCUGGAGUUGUCUUCGUCUAA